Molecule: messenger RNA, 489 nt
Organism: Cooperia oncophora
Lineage: Eukaryota; Metazoa; Nematoda; Chromadorea; Rhabditida; Trichostrongylidae
Source: the annotation of a GenBank genome assembly
AUGAUGGAGUCAUCGAUGUUGGAAUACUACAUGGAAAGAGACUGUCAGCUGCAGAGCAUUGGCGGACUACUCGACUCCAAAGGUUACGGAAUAGCAGUCCCGAAAGGAUCGCCACUACGAGACAUCUUAUCCCGGACGGUUCUUCAGCUACAGGAGCGGACAAAACUCGAAGCGCUCAAAAGUAAAUGGUGGCGUGAUAUGAGAGAAGGUCCGUCCUGUUCCCCACAAGCAGAAAAGUCUCGGGCUUCUCCUCCUCAAAGUGUUUUUGGUAUUUUCUACGUUCUCAUUACGGGACUUAUUAUCGCUCUGUUAUUAGCCUUUGGAGAGUACUGCAUUGAAUCAAGGCAUGACUCAUUCCGUUUGAAGCUUACUGUUUUAGGAAAGAUUCGCGAUUGGUGGGAGAAAUUGAACGGCGACAAAGCCGAAAAGGCUCGAAACAAACUUCGCAACAUGCAGUUGGACACAGCUGGACAAGAGUUUUUGAAGUGA